CGCCCCUCCUCAGAUCCAGGGCGCGGUCCCUCCCUCCCCCCUCCGCCUGAAAUCAAGCCCCCGUCGCCCUAUCCGCGGCACGGCCACGCUCGCUUGCCUGCCUGCCUGCUUCCCCCCCAAUCCCUCUCUUCCUCUCCUCGCAGAGGGAAGAAGAAGAAGAAGCCCGAUUGGUCACCCCUCUCCCCGAAUGGGAGGCUGGUCGACCCCGCGCCAAUAAGCAGCACCUCGGCGGGUGGGUGGGUGGCCGGGGGGAUUGGUUCGCUCGCCCCGCUCCUUCCUUCGAUCCAGCCGAUCGAUCCCAGUCGAAUCCAAUCCAAUCCAAUCCAAUAAUUUAUUCUGCUUCUCCUCGCCGGCCGCCGUCCGCCGUCUUCGCUUCGCCUGGACCUCCCACCCGGUUGGUUGGAUUUUAGAAAGUUUCUCCCGUUCGUUCCAUCCUUCUGUUUCGAUUUGGGAUCUUUAGUUCAUCGGCUGCCCGGCGGUUUCUUCAGCCCCAUUUGAUUUCACUUAGGUCCAUUCAGUACUCAGCAUAUCCGUUUGCCUCCGAUCGAGCAAGAAUAUAUACGCAGCCGCCGGCUCGUGCCAGACAUGGAGCACGCGAUGCCGACGAUGGCCGCGGAGUCCGAGGGCGCGACCACCGACGACGACGUGCACCUCUCCCCGACCAGCGUCAGCAGCGGUGGUGGAGGAGGAGGAGGAGGAGGCCCCCCCAGCGUCCGCUUCAAGAUACUCUGCAGCUUCGGCGGCCGCAUCAUGCCCCGCCCGUCCGACGGCGCGCUCAAGUACAUUGGCGGCGACACCCGCGUCCUCGCCGUGCCCCGCUCCAUCCGCUUCCGCGAUUUGAAGAAGAAGGUGGAGGAGAUGUUCAAGACGGAUGUGGCGGCCAUCAAGUACCAGCUGCUCUCCUCCGACGACCUCGACGUGCUCGUGUCCGUCACCUGCGACGAGGACCUGGCCCACAUGCUCGACGAGUACGACCGGUUCGAGGCGAAGCGGUCGCCGUCCGCGUCGCCCCGUUUCCGCGUCUACGUCUUCGUGCCGCAUCAGGUCUCCGCCUCGUCGGCCGCCGCCGCCGUCGCCGCCCCCGUCUCCUCUUCGCGCCACGUCAGCUACGCCCGCAACCAGCCGCACUACCAUCCCCACCACCACCACCUCCAGCCGGAGCGGGAGCGCUACGUGGCCUCGGUGCCCGGCACGCCUGACGGAAGCCCGCCGUACCCGGACCAGCCCAACGGUGUCGCCUCGGCGGGGAACUCCCCGCGCGCCAACAUCGUGGAGCAGGCCGUGUUCCGCGGGGGGAUGCAGCGCGUCCGGAGCUCGCCCAACCUCGGCGGCCUGAACGCGGCACCGCUACCCUUCCAUGACCACGCCGGGGACAGCCCCGGAGGCCUGGCUGGAUACAUGAGCGGCUCGCCAGUGCACCCGGGCGCCGGCCACAUGUUCUCGCAGGGCAGCUACAACCCCUACCGCAGCCCGCAGCCGCAGUACUCUCCAGCGCCCGUGCCCGUGCCGCACCACGCCGGCGUGGCCGGGAGGUACGACUCGCGCGGCGGUUACGCGCGGGGCGGCAGCUACAAGGCGGCGCCGCUGGCGCCAGCGCUCCGGUCUGGUCGGCCGGUCAGCAGGAGCGGCGGGGCGCCGUACAGCGAGAUGCAGACGCCCAAGAAGGCGGCGACGAUCUGGGACUGAGGUGGUUCUGCAGCGGUUCGGUUCAGGGCCAUGGAGUUGGAGGCAGCAACUUGCAACUUGCUUGAGAUGUAAAUACAUGGAUACUUCCAUGCGGCCUUGUUAGCAGGCUGUUUUGUUGUUGAAAUGUUAUCCAGGCUGAGAAUUAACAAAUUUUCUUCA
Molecule: messenger RNA, 1845 nt
Organism: Triticum aestivum (bread wheat)
Lineage: Eukaryota; Viridiplantae; Streptophyta; Magnoliopsida; Poales; Poaceae
Exons: 4
Coding region: 586-1686 (366 amino acids)
Molecular function (GO): protein binding
Source: RefSeq, a predicted model, not a curated record